AUGUAUCAAGAACUCCCCCGGGAGCUCCUUGUAUCGAUAGGGCAUAUACUAGAACCAGAAGGGACAUAUACAGACACCUCGCUCAAUGUCCAGGAUACCUUGAACCAAUUCUUUCCGGAUGAGGAAAGCCUCAGACAUAUCAAUGAUGUCAAAGCUCAACUUCAGCAACAGCGAGAAGCGCUAGAAGCAGAAGUCGAGUUACUAGCCAGUACGCUCAAGACUGAGCAGGAUCCUGAGCGUAUGGGACGUAUUCAGGAGCUUAUUUUCGGAUUGCUAGAGCAAAUGAAUCGCAUUCGCGAGAAAGCUACCGAGUCUGAGGCCAUCGUCCGCACCAUAACCAAGGACAUACAAAAACUGGAUCAUGCAAAGAAAAAUCUAUCGCUUUCCAUGACCGUAUUAAAGCGAUUACAAAUGCUGGUAAACGGAUUGGAACAACUUGACAUAUACAUGAAGGAGAGAUCAUACCCUCAAAUUGCGCAGUCGCUAGGGGCUAUCAAGGAACUGUCGACAUUCUUCAAACCAUAUACAGCGAUUGAUCGCAUAGCCAUCGUCUGGCGAAGGAUACAGCAGUCUCAAGGCGCGGUUCGAGCAUUAGUGGAAGAGGAUUUUGAUUCCUUCGUCAUGAAGGAUCCAUCGAAACCAAUCUCCACUUCGGUUAUUGCCGAGAGCUGUCUUGUUGUAGAUAUACUGGGAGACGAUGUCAGGAAUCAUCUUAUUGAACGGUACUGCAACAUGGAGCUCAAAGACUAUCGGCGCAUCUUUCGUCCCACUGACGAGGCAGGCCAGCUCGACAACCUGCCUCGGAGGUUCUCAUGGUUUCGUCGUGUGAUCAGCCUUCAUGAUGAAGAGCAUGGAAUAGUAUUUCCUGAAUCGUGGAAUGUGGGCAAGGCUCUAUGCUCCCGUUUCAUAGAGAUCACGGCGGAGGAUGUCUCUACAUUGUUGACCAAGCUUGGCCCAAAGCUGACAGUCACUCUACUCCUGGAAUGCCUGCAGCAGUCGAUCGAGUUUGAGACAUUCGUCAACCGAAAAUAUGGAAUUUCUCUUGCCGACGUCGUUGAUACAAGUACAAAAAUCAACCCUGUCAAGGGCAUUUCGUCCGUAUUCGAAAAGCAUAUGGGCGUGUUUGUCGAAGCUCAAGACAAGGCACUCGCAGACAUGAUGGCCGCUUACAGGGGUGUGAAGAGCCGUUCAUCACAAGAAGGCCAACAUCCAGAGGACGAUAGUCAUACCGUACUUGCAUCAUCAGGGGAUCUCUUCUACUUCUAUGCCCAGACUUUGGAUCAAUGUGCCAAGUUUACCACUGGCACACCGCUCUAUGACCUUUUCGUCGUAUUCAAGAAAUGGCUGAAGAUUUAUGCUGAGGACGUCCUGAUGCCCGCGCUUCGCCGGCACGACAUCCCUUCGCAGGUUCGCAAAUCCGCAGAUAGCAGGCUCAAUCCGACAGAGCAACGUGAUAUCUGUCGGAUCUUGAAUACUGCUGAUUACUGUCACCGCACUGCAACCCAGCUGGAAGAAAAGGUUCGAGACAAGAUUCACAGAGGAUUAGAAGGCAAGAUAUCAUUACAAGCCGAGUUGGAUUUAUUCUUCAGUGUCAUCUCUAUUGCCAUUGCCACGCUUUUGCGUGACUUGGAGCAAACCACAGAGCCAUGCUUCGCACAUAUGUCCCGUGCGACAUGGGCAUCUAUCAAUGCGGUAACGGGACAACUUCCGUACAUAGUAGAACUUAGUCGGAUUGUCGACUCUACAGUGGAAGUCAUCAAGUCGUCUAUUGAGCAGAAGAAGUAUCUGCGCAACUUUUAUGACAAAGCGUCGAGUAUGCUGAUCACAAAGUUUACAAACGCACUGGUUCGAAGUCGCCCGCUGCGUGACACUGGAGCGGAACAGGCACUAUUAGAUUUCCAAGUUCUCAAGGCCUGUCUUCUUAGGAUGCCCAGCACUGGCGAGCCAGACAGCGUGCCUUCGACCUAUGUCAAAGCCAUUACUAAGCAGACGACGCAGAUUGAAACUAUCCUCAAGGCUGUGAGCGCGCCGGUGGAUCCGCAAGAGCCAUUCAUCAUGAACUAUAUUAUCCUCAUCGGCGACUCAUCCUUCUCCAACUUCCAAAAGAUCCUUGAUCUCAAGGGCAUUCCUGGAGCAGCACAAAACAACCUUUUGGAUCACUUCCUAACAACGACAAGUACGAGAUCAGACUUGCCAUCGACAUCUUUUCUCUCUGCACUCGAUAUGGACCCAGGCACGGGUCAAAUCAUGUCUCGACCGUCGAUGGACUCUGGAACCAGCACACCUCGCUCGACGGCGACCGGAACGGACACUCCAAAGUCCGAAAGGCGUGAGGUGCUUCCAGAUUGGCGCAGACUCGUUGGCUUUGCCGUUCGCAGAGACAGGGAGAACAAAGCGCAGGAUCAAUGA
Messenger RNA from Serendipita indica DSM 11827, 2409 nucleotides. NCBI's taxonomy places the organism in Eukaryota, Fungi, Basidiomycota, Agaricomycetes, Sebacinales, Serendipitaceae. The record is from the annotation of a GenBank genome assembly.